Messenger RNA from Silurus meridionalis, 2647 nucleotides. RefSeq names its product beta-1,3-galactosyl-O-glycosyl-glycoprotein beta-1,6-N-acetylglucosaminyltransferase 7-like. Gene Ontology annotation, cellular component: membrane. The record is from RefSeq and is a predicted model, not a curated record. Lineage: Eukaryota; Metazoa; Chordata; Actinopteri; Siluriformes; Siluridae. Gene Ontology annotation, molecular function: acetylglucosaminyltransferase activity. Bases 367 to 1680 code for a protein of 437 amino acids. The transcript has 4 exons.
AGAGGGUAAGGAGAGGGAGAGAGAGAGAGUCAUGAGUAGUUGCUAGGCAAGCUCAGCCUCUAAAUCGCUAUGUCUCUCUCUGGUGAGCUCUCUCGUUGUAUCACAUGGGGAAUGUAGCUGAGCAGCCAAGCAGCCAGUCACACAGAGAAGAGAGGAUCACUCUGAUUACACAGCAGCAGAAACAAGAGCUUCAAUAACACCGCUAUCUACAUGCAGUGUGUGUCGGCAGCUCUUACAGCACACACCAGCUACUAAAUGGCAGUCCAGGAGGCAUGACUCUCCUCUGUCUCAGGCAGCAUGCAUUUAGCUAAGGUCAUGGUAGAACAGACCUUUCUGGAAGUCAGACUUAAUGGUUAACCUUAUUUGAUGACUCUGCUGCAGCUAAAAGACUGGUCUGCUUCAUGGUGGACUAUGCUCCAGCUUGAGAGUGCCAAAUGGAGUUUUCUUCUCUGCCUUGGAAUCAGCAUCUUAAUUUGCUCAGUCAUUUAUCUUAAGGGCAAACCUUACGCUCAAAGUCCACUGCACCGCUCCUUGAGCUGCCGUCCAUUCCCAGAAAACUGUAAAGUUUUGCCACCUACCACCACUUACACAAGUUGGGAAAGAACAGAAUGUCAGAACUUUAGCUACUUUAAUGGUCCACUAAACUGCUCCCAUAUGCAACACAAGUUUCACUUUAUUAUGAAGACCCUGAGCAAAGAAGAGGAAGACUACCCUCUGGCCUUCAUCAUCACUAUUCACAAAGACCUGGAGAUGUUUGUGCGUCUGCUCAGAGCCAUUUAUGCACCACACAAUGUUUACUGUAUUCACGUAGAUGCCAAAGCUCCAAAAGACUACAGAGUAAGUGUUGAGAGAUUAGCAGACUGUUUUCCAAAUGUCUUUCUAUCCUCAGUUAGUGAGACAGUGACCUAUGCAGGAUUUUCCCGCCUGAAGGCUGACAUUAACUGUAUGGAGGACCUGGUGAAGGCUCCAGUCAAAUGGAAAAAAGUGAUAAACCUGUGUGGCCAGGAUUUCCCUGUCAUGAGCAACCUGGAGCUGGUCUGGUAUAUGCAAGAUGAGGAAUGGAUAGAUAAUAAUAUGACUCCAGGUAUAAAACAGCCAACUUACAUGCGAUACAGGACUGAAAUACAACACAAGGAAGUCACAGGUCAAUAUGUGGUAGCCUUGAGUAAAAGUCACAAAAAGACCCCUGCUCCACACAACCUGGAGAUCUACUUUGGCACAGCCUACUACAGUCUAAAAAGAGAAUUUGUGGAAUAUGUCCUUAACAGCACAGUGGCCAAAGUACUAUUGGAAUGGUCUAGGGAUACCUACAGCCCUGAUGAACAUUACUGGGUAACGCUUAACCAUGUGAAAGAGGCCCCUGGCAGUAAGGUAGAAGGUGGCUGGGAAGGUAACAUUCGCGCCAUUAAAUGGAGCGACCAAAAAGGGACAGCACAUCAAGGUUGUAAUGGACGUUAUGUCAGGGAUAUCUGCAUCUACAGUGUUGAGGAUGUACCCUGGAUAAUUGAGAAAAACAGCAUGUUUGCUAACAAGUUUGAGAGCACAAGUUUUCCUGAUGCUCUGGACUGCCUGGAACAGUGGCACAGGCACAAAGUCUUACAGCAGGCAAAGGUGCCCAUUCAGUCAUCAUGGAAACUUGCAAGAGAGAUAAAGAUUAGGAACGCCACAAUAUCAGUCUGAAUUAAGAGAUUAGAUCAAAGUUAAACAGUCAGUUCUUAAACUAAAUUUUAUGAUAUUUAACAUAAAAUGAUAAACAUGAGUUGUGAAUACUGAGCACAGUUACAUUAUUUUUACGUUUGUUGUCUGACUAUGGUUUUGUGCAUAAUAAUGUACAUAUGUAUUUGUGUAAAGUGAAUUUAAUUUAUUAAUUGUUAUUUUUUUAUAUAGGAUUCCUUUAUAACAUUUGCUUUUGAGCAGAAUUUUCAGAAGAUCUGUCAUAAAAUUAACAACACAUAUUAGAAGGCGUCAAUAUAUAAAUGUCGCUGUCACUGUUUGGGCUUUUGUUCAUGUCCACUAUCCAAAAACUGGGUCAAAUGAUAAAACAAGUGCACUUAGUUUUCAGAGUUUUUGCCAUCUUUAGGCAUCUUUAUAGAAUUAUACUGUAUUUAUGAAACCUCUUUGUGAAACAAAGAACAGAACAGAAAGGAGCCAAAUCACGGUUAGGAACCUUUUAGUAGAGGUUACUUAGUGGAUAUCAAUGUAUAUUACUGGCAGAAACAAGUAAACAAAAAAGUCAAACAGUGAUUUCAGCUGACAGGAUUUCACAGCAGCCACACAGUUGUUAUGUCCUUAAAAAACUAUUCCACCUAAUAAUUUUAGUUAUUACAAACAAGUAGCAUCUCAUUCAUGAAAUGCUGCAUUUCACAUAAAAAAUUGAUCAACAUAGAUUACCAUUCGAAAGUAUAGACUGAUUGGAGAUUGAAUUUCAGAUGUCAUUAACAACCAUACAAUAAACCUGUUCAUUGGUUCAUGCAGAGCCAACUUGUAGAAAAUAAAUGCAAUGUUCACCCUCCCCCUAUUUCAUUGUGUUAUGAUUUUUUUUAAUGAUUGUGGUAAUAAUUCUACAUCUAUUUAUAUACAUCUAUAUCAAGGCACUUAUAACUGUACUGCAAUUUCAGAGUAUAUCAUUAAACUAUUGACAAUUUUC